Messenger RNA from Aspergillus versicolor CBS 583.65, 1640 nucleotides. Its product is annotated as NAD(P)/FAD-dependent oxidoreductase. The record is from RefSeq and is a predicted model, not a curated record. The coding region runs from base 17 to 1342 and encodes 441 amino acids. NCBI's taxonomy places the organism in Eukaryota, Fungi, Ascomycota, Eurotiomycetes, Eurotiales, Aspergillaceae. The transcript is spliced from 4 exons. Gene Ontology annotation, molecular function: sarcosine oxidase activity; L-pipecolate oxidase activity; proline dehydrogenase activity.
AUCACCACUGCAAGUAAUGGCUACAGACAAGAAAAGCAGAAUCGUGAUCGUCGGCGCCGGGGUCUUCGGGCUGUCCAUCGCACACCAGCUUGCCUCGGAGGGCUACAAGGAUGUCGUUGUCUUGGACAGACAUAUGCCGCCGGUCCCCAACGGCUCCUCAACCGACAUCUCCCGGGUCGUCCGCUUCGACUACGCAGACACUGACUACCUAGACAUCGCCUACGAGGCGUAUCAGAAGUGGAGCAAGCUGCCGCGAUACAAGGGUAUCUACUACAGUGGUCCAUACAUCUUAACAGGGAAUACGAGUUCGCACGGCCAGGCCUGGAUUAGGAAUACCAGCACAGCGCUACAGAGCAGGGGCAUGCCGUGGUCGAAGAUCGACUCCGUCCAGGACGCGAAGAAGGCAUACCCCGUGCUUAGUGGGCCACUGGGCGGGGAUCCGUUUAAUGGGUAUAUGAACCUGCAGGCGGGCUGGGCGGAUGCGAGUAAAGCCACGGCGCAGUUGAGGGAUGAUUGUUUGGAGUUGGGGGUUUCGUUUAUAUGUGGACCGAGGGGCACGGUUGUUGGUCUUGACUACACCAGCAAUAACGGUGACAGAGCUAAGAGUAUCAAAGCUGUCAAGACCCUGGCCGGCACAAGGGUAGAAGGGGAUCACUUUGUUUUAUCUGUCGGGGCGUGGAUAUCGAAUCUCGUGCCCAUGUAUAACUCUGCGCUGGCGACGGGGCAGGUGCUUGGGUAUGUGCGGCUGACGCCAGAGGAGAUGGUCAAGUAUAAGGAUCUGCCAAUCUACGCGAAUGCGUCGACGGGGUGGUUUAAUUUCCCGCCGCAUGAGGAUACGCAGAUGCUGAAGUUUGCGGUGCACGGCUGGGGGUAUACCAGGGCGCUUGAUGCGAAGGAGACCAGUAUUCUAGGGUCCAAGGCUUCAUCGUCGCCGCCGCUUAUCCCGCCGAGGGUCAGGACGGAUUACGUUCCUGUUGAUGCGGAGGAGAGACUGCGUGCUGGGCUGCGUGAGAUGCUGCCUGAGCUUGGGGAUAGGGCGUUUGAGAAGGCGGCGAUGUGUUGGUAUACGGACACGCCGACGGGGGACUUUAUUAUGGACUCGCAUCCGGACUUUACGAAUGUUUUUAUUGCUGGUGGUGGGAGUGGACAUGGCUUCAAGUUCCUGCCCGUGCUGGGCAAGUAUCUCGGUCUGGCGUGGAAUAACCAGUUGACGCCGCAUUUGAAGAACAAAUGGCGGUUCCGUACGGAGUAUGAGCAUCGCGAGGACGCGUUCUGGGGAGAUGGCAGCCGUGGAGGGCCGCAGAGGAGGGAGCUGGACAGUAGGGAAAAGGCGAAGCUGUAGAUAGACAACCAUCACAGUUUCAUGGUCAAUUCCAUUUAUAUUGAGUGGAGUUGUCUAGUACAGGUGUGGUGUCUAGUACAGGUGUAGUGUCUACUCAUCCUGCUCAGUGGACAGAUCCAAAGGCUUGGAGAGACCAACUCGGUCGACGGUCCUGGUAUACUUGACUCCCCCGUUGGCUCGAUCCUCUUCGACGACGAGGUCCUUGCGGUUGGUGUCGACGAGAAGGCGGAUGAGGUCUGGCCGCAUAUAAUGUCCACCAAAGUCAGCCAACGACUUGGUGAGGUGCGUUUCGUCGAGG